Penicillium cosmopolitanum is the source of this 1059-nucleotide messenger RNA. Its product is annotated as zinc-dependent alcohol dehydrogenase. Gene Ontology annotation, molecular function: zinc ion binding; oxidoreductase activity. The transcript has 3 exons. The record is from RefSeq and is a predicted model, not a curated record. Bases 1 to 1059 code for a protein of 352 amino acids. Lineage: Eukaryota; Fungi; Ascomycota; Eurotiomycetes; Eurotiales; Aspergillaceae.
AUGGACAUCCCAAAGACACACAAGGCCCUUGUCUACGACAAGCCAGGUGAUAUAUCCACCAAUGUUGUGGAUGUCGAAACUCCAACUCCGGGGCCCGGAGAGGUGUUGGUGAAGAUUACCCAUUCUGGUUGGAAAUUCCUACCCGAACCCAUCAAGAGUGGCCAAGUUGGUGGGCACGAAGGUGUCGGCAUUGUGGCCCAGAUGGGUCCAUCUAGUGACGUCUCAGGUGUCCGUAUUGGUGACCGCGUCGGAAUCAAAUGGAUAGCCUUCGCCUGUGGAAAUUGUGCUGCUUGUCUCUCUGGUGCAGAUGGUGUCUGUGUAAACCAGAAGGUUUCUGGCUUCACAUGGCCAGGAACAUUCCAGCAAUUUGUUCUCGCCCCCGCCCACUAUGUCACUCCCAUUCCAGAUGGGCUGUCAAGCGAAAUGGCCGCACCACUACUGUGUGGCGGAGUGACAGUCUACUCAGCCCUCAAGAAAAGCAAGGCUAAGUCAGGGGACUGGGUCGUCAUUGCUGGGGCUGGCGGUGGGCUUGGCCAUCUGGGAGUGCAGCUUGGGAGCCGAGGGAUGGGGUUCAAAAUCAUUGGACUGGAUAUCGGAUCUAAAGAGGAAUUUGUCAAAGGAUGCGGUGCCGAGGUAUUUAUCGAUAUCACCAAAUGCUCUACUGGCGAUCGAGGCAAAAGCGCUACCGAAAUGGUUUUGGCUGCCACUGGAGGUGCUGGGGCUUCGGCGGUGGUUAUUUGCAGUGCCAGCAAUGCCGCAUAUGCACAAGGAUUGGACUUCCUGAAGUUCAAUGGAACUUUGGUUUGUGUUGGUGUUCCUGGCGAUCCACAACCAAUCGAAAACGCCUGUCCUCAUAUCAUGGUCUCGAAGCAGCUGAGAAUCGUCGGCAGUACUGUCGGUAAUCGGAGAGAUGCUAUUGAAACACUUGAUAUGGCAAAACGAGUUGUCUCUACUCCAUUCCAGGUGGAAAAAGUGCAGAGUAUUGACCGCGUCUUUGAGGAAAUGAGGGGUGGGAGGUUGCAGGGUCGAGUUUUGUUAGAUCUCCAAUCGUGGGCCUGA